AAUUCAAAUUACAAGCGUAUAUUAUUGAAUCAGAUAAUGAUUCAAGUAUAGAAGAUGAUCAAAAAUUAUCACGCAAGAGGCUUUCUCCUGUUCCUACCACAUUUAAAUCUGAUGCUGGUAAAUCAUCGCUAUACUCAUUUAAAAAUUUUAAAAAGGCUAGAUGGUCUAUUGCAGUGUCAGACAAAUUAACUAGCACAUCGGAGAGAUUAUUAGCAAUAUCUUGUGUCGGUUUUAGGGACAUGGUGCAUUAUAACGACAGCUCUAGCAUUGUGGUGCCAAAAGAAAUUCCUGAAAAUGGACGCACCUCAGUAUUUAUUAUUAACCAAAUUAACGAUAAUUAUUCAGUUAGUUCUAUUGAUGGUAAAGGGUUACCGAUUGAAUAUGAUGGAAUA
Racocetra persica is the source of this 392-nucleotide messenger RNA. The record is from the annotation of a GenBank genome assembly. NCBI's taxonomy places the organism in Eukaryota, Fungi, Glomeromycota, Glomeromycetes, Diversisporales, Gigasporaceae.